Xenopus tropicalis (tropical clawed frog) is the source of this 2028-nucleotide messenger RNA. It is a transcript of the gene chmp5, whose product is annotated as charged multivesicular body protein 5. The transcript has 8 exons. Gene Ontology annotation, cellular component: cytosol; endosome membrane. Gene Ontology annotation, biological process: vacuolar transport. The record is from RefSeq and is marked provisional. NCBI's taxonomy places the organism in Eukaryota, Metazoa, Chordata, Amphibia, Anura, Pipidae. Bases 45 to 704 code for a protein of 219 amino acids.
CUAUUAUUAUAAGUGUCUAAAAUACUCUUUAUACGGUAGUGAAAAUGAACCGGCUAUUUGGGAAGUCGAAACCAAAAGUGCCUCCUUCGACCCUGACGGAUUGUAUAAGCAAUGUUGAUAGUAGAUCGGAAUCAAUAGAUAAGAAGAUAUCAAGACUAGAUGCCGAACUGGUAAAAUAUAAGGAUCAAAUGAAAAAGAUGAGAGAAGGGCCAUCUAAGAACAUGGUAAAACAGAAAGCCUUGCGAGUGCUCAAGCAGAAGAGAAUGUAUGAACAGCAGAGAGAUAACCUAAACCAGCAGUCUUUUAACAUGGAACAAACUAAUUAUGCUAUCCAGUCAUUAAAGGACACAAAAACAACGGUGGAUGCAAUGAAAGUGGGGGCUAAGGAAAUGAAAAAGGCUUACAAGCAAGUCAAAAUUGAUCAGAUUGAGGACUUACAAGAUCAGUUGGAGGAUAUGAUGGAGAAUGCUAAUGAAAUUCAGGAAGCACUUAGUCGAAGUUAUGGAACACCAGAAAUUGAUGAAGAUGACCUUGAGGCUGAGCUGGAUGCACUAGGAGAUGAACUUUUGUUAGAUGACGACACCUCAUACUUAGAUGAAGCUGCCUCUGCACCAGCAAUCCCAGAAGGGGUUCCCAAUGACUCCAAAAAUAAGGAUGGAGUACUGGUUGAUGAAUUUGGUCUGCCACAGAUCCCGGCUACAUAAAUUUAUCUUGACAAAUGAAGGAUUUACAUAAAUAUCACUUUUUAUUUAAUAUUCGACUUUAUAUUUUGGUUUCUCUUAACAAUUAUUUAACAAAGGUACAUAUAUAAGACAAUUUUCUGUUUUGACAAUUUAGUCACUCUGUUUUACUCUGCAUCCCAAAAUUUCAUUCAUCCGCUUGACAUAAUUUUGCAAUGCCUUGUUUUGCAAAAGUUUGUUGCCCAUCUUGUUUGAUGUCUUGUAAUUUUUACUUGGUAUAAUGGGUUGGGGUGCUUUCUCAAUGUUCUUAAACUCCAAGUACAGGCAUGGGACCCCUUAUCCGGAAACCCGUUAUCCAGAAAGUUCUGAAUUAUGGAAAGGCCAUCUUCCACAGACUACAUUAUAAGCAAAUGAUUUUGAUUUUUGGAAAUUAUUUCCUUUUUCUCUGUAAUAAAUAAAUAAAACAGAACCUUGUAUUUGAUCCCAAUUAAGAUAUAAUUAAUCCUUAUUGGAGGCAAAACAAUCCUAUUGGAUUUAUUCAAUAUUUAAAUGAUUUUUAGCAGACUUAAGGUAUGGAGAUCGAAAUUGCGGAAAGAUCCCUUAUGUGGAAAACCACAGGUCCUGAGCAUUCUGGAUAACAGGUCCCAUACCUGUACUGUAUAUUUCAGGACCACCAUCUUCAUUUUCAUAAUUUCUUAAUAUACAAUGCAGUUGUGGAAUUUAGUUUUCAUAGGAACAGAUAUUAGCUACAGGUCCUAUAUUCUAAGUAGAUGAAUUUUACUUCUCCACCCAUUUUUUUUUUUUUCGUAAUGAAAGAAAAUAUAAUUCUAAGCAUUUGUUCAUUGCACACCAAGUAAAGAUUUUUCAGUGGUUUUAAAGUUUUCUAUAAAAGUAAUUACACAGUUGCAAGCAGUUUUUGUUUAUCCCUGUUUUAUGCCGUUCACCCUUAAAACUGUGCAACAGGAGUUAUGUCCCUUCUAGCUGACUUGCAAUACUGAUUCAGCAGUCAGAAGUGCAGACAAUUUAAACGGGCAGAUAUGUUGUUUUCACUAGCAAUACAUUUUCAAAUAUCUUUUGAAUGUAAUGUAUAUUGGAAAGACAUUCACUGUUCAUUCAUUUUUUAUUACAUUUACUACAUUUAUUCAGUUUUUGGGUGGAGAACUUAUUUAAUUUAAUUCCAGAAGUACAUUACUCGCUAUAACUAGUGCUUGUGAAUAUUUGAAAUUUCUUUUGAUAAAAGCAAAUCUUUUUAAAUUAUCCUGAACAUUAAGAGACAGAUUUUCUCUAAAUAUGUUUGUUCAUUUUAAAAACAUGAAACUGUUAAUAAAGAGAGAUUGCUGCCAAGCUG